AUGGUGAGCGUUGCAGCAGGCAUUCGUCGCAGAGCAGAAAUACUACGCGGGGUCGCUUGCGCGCAAACUGUCACGACCGUCACCUCCGUCACCGCGCUCGGCGCAUUUACAAUGGCCUCGACGUCGGACGCGUCGACGACGACAAUUCCCCUGUACAAGGGGAAAUUCACGAACCGAUCGUGGCAUCAGUUACCGCCGGAAAUAAUCAGGCUAAUCGCCACACACUAUUUGCUGGAUGUCUCACCUUCGUCGUAUUGUCCGCAGACAUGGGAGAUACCACAGUUUUGGCCGAUGCGAAUGAUGUACACGGUCCUGCGCGACGCGCUUCAAGUCGAGAAACUGAUGCAGAUCUGUCCGAGUUGGCAUACAGCCAUCGAGACGCAUUUAUUCUGGCAGCACGCUUGUGCGGUGAUCGACCCGCACGACCUGCUUCUCGCGCACUCCAUCAUCCAGCCGAACCCGAACAGUGCCGCCACAGCAACGGCGAACGCGCGCCCCGUGCGCCUGUCGCCGUUCCAGCACUUCAGAAACAUCACCAGCUGCUCGUGUUAUGUCUGCCGGAUCAACCACCCAUACCAGGACCACGGGCUCACGUCGUGGAAGCGCAACGUGCACACGUACUGGCUCGGGACGGUGCCGUCGUGUCGGGAGCACCGCAAAGCGACGUUCUGCGGGCUGUGUCUGCGCGAGGCGCCGCCGAUGGAGCUCGAGGAGCAGUACAACGCGGUGCUCGCGCUCGCGCAGGAGAAGCUCUGGCUCCGCAAGCACACGAAGCUCCCGGACAUGCUCCAGCAGGCGAUCGCCGCGUCCAGGUACGCGUCGCGCGAGGAGGGCUACUCGAGCACGGACGACCUCAGCGAAGACGAGGAGGAAGACCCCGAGCUGCUGUCUAUCACCGAGGAGGCGGGUGGCGUGCGAGACCUAGCGAUCAACGACUUCGCGCGGAAUCGAAUAUUGGACGGCUACUGGUUCAGCCCGGCGGAUCAGUGGUAUGGCCACACGAACGGGGAUCGCUCGCCCAUCGUCCGAGCCAUUCACCCAUGUCCCUGGUCUCUAGAUCAAGAAGAUGGCGACGAAAACACUCUCCACCCUCGCCCGGCCACUGUGCGUGCCGAGACGCCACCAUCAUUCCAGCUGUGCGAAGCCGUAUAUCGGGCGUACCAAAAGCAGAUGCGUAUCGUGUUACUACCUGCGAUGAAUAACAUCGUGCGAAAGAUUGUCAUCGAGUGCGCUGCCGACCGCGUGGAUCCUGCUUUGAGAGCGAGUAGAAUGGAGAUGGAGGAUGUGGCGGCAGCACUGCGGGACGAGAGCAUGUGGUAUAACGGGAUCGAUUGGUUAGAAAGAAGGGCGAACAAGAAAAGAGAAGAAAGAGACAGGCUGCGAAGGGAAGAGGAGGAGGAUAGGGAGAGCUCGACCAGUUCGAAGAGCGACGACUCGCAUGCGACAAGCCCGGUGCUGAGUACAUCUACGCUCGGUACGACCCCUUCCCCGCCGCCUCUCGUGACGAAAAAGGAUGAUGAAGUAGAAGGACUGCGUCAGGUUCCCAUACCGGUUUCGCCUGUGCUCGAGACUCCGAGAUUGCUGCAUCCGAUUCCGUACAUACCUGUGACUACCUCGCACAUGCCGCCGUUUAGUCAAGAGGCGUUUAAGAUGGUAUGGCGCGAAGCAUGUCAGCCCCUAUAUCAAUGCCGAUGCAAGAUCUGCGAGCGCGCGAUGAUCAAAGCUAACAUCGAGGCUGGAAAUCUCAUUGCCAGCGAGUUGCAGGCACAGCAGGCCGCCCCGGAGUCGAACGUGCAGGCGGAUGACCAGAACCCGGGUGAAAUACGGAUAGAGGACGCGGAGGAAGAGGUGCAUUUUGAGGAGGAGGAGGAGGAGGUUGAGGAGGAGGAGACCAGCACGACGACGACCGAAGAUGCCAGGGUGUACACAGUCACUCCUCGGAAGCGAUCGCGCGAUCUGGAGGAAGACGCGGAAGGUGAAUCAGAUCGAUCUCAGUCUGGGGAAGAGGAUGAUACUGAGCGGAGUCGGACGCCUCCCAAACGCGUCCGAAGAGAAGGGAACUAUUCGGCGCUAAUCGCAACCACCAGGGUGCGACUGUCGGCUUCGAAAAAGCGGAGUUCGGAGGAACUGGAUGAUGGGCCCCCGCGUCGCUCUGCCUCGCGAGAGAGCGGGAAACGGCGACGGAUGUCAUUGGAGAAGGAUGUCGAUGAAAGCGAAGAGGAUAGCGGGACCUCGCCGCCUACGAGUGUCUUGCCAUCUGCUGAGGAGGAGUUUGACGACGAUCUUGAAGUCACGGUCACCCCGAGUCGUGGCAGACGUGCAGCAUCGCCUAGUCGCGUUCCGCGUGCGGGGCACAAAGUCCCCUCAAUAGGCGAUGCUCCUGAAGCAGCGCUGAAUAGGACGGUCCCCAGCGUGGCCGGGUUAACUGUCGGUAACGCUAAAGCUGGCCACAUCUUGAAAUAAAGUGGUUUCUUAUUACUCAAGGGACGCGCGACCCAAUGUACUUUUAGCAGCUUUACAGUUUUUAACCCCCUUGUACCCCCACCCGAAUCUUCGCCUUUUCGUCUCGGAGUCGUGUCCCUUUGCCCUUUGUGUUGUAUAACCUGCUGUCUUGUUUUCUGUCACCAAUAAAGUGCGUUUGAAGGCAUCUC
This is a messenger RNA of Gloeophyllum trabeum ATCC 11539, 2651 nucleotides long. RefSeq lists its product as uncharacterized. The record is from RefSeq and is a predicted model, not a curated record. NCBI's taxonomy places the organism in Eukaryota, Fungi, Basidiomycota, Agaricomycetes, Gloeophyllales, Gloeophyllaceae. The transcript is spliced from 7 exons. The coding region runs from base 1 to 2463 and encodes 820 amino acids.